AUGCGCUCCAGUGGCGCCUCGGGUGCUGCUGCAGCUGCAGCUGCUGUCCCCGCUGCUGUCCCCGCUGCUGUCCCCACUGCUGCACCUGCUGCUGCACCUGCUGCUGUUCCCGCUGCCGCCAAUGGUGGUGCAGCUAAUUUUGAAGAGAACAAGAUCCCCGCAACGGGGGGAGCUGUUUUCCGGUGCCCUGUCUGCACCACAGUCAGUCACUUAGUUCCCGCAGCUGCCGCUCCACCCCCUGCCCUCGUGAGGACCGGGCACUUCAGUGCUGCCACUGGCGUAGCCGGUAAUCGUUGGUAUGCUGUUGUUGUUGGACGCUGUGUCGGAGUGUACCAGAACUGGGAGCAGGUAGUUCAGCCUCUCGUCCACACUGUCCCCGGUUGGCACUGCCAGGGCUUCACAACAUUUGAGGAAGCCGAACAGCACUUGCUCAGCCACUGGCACAUGGCCCGCAUUCACGCCUAG
Messenger RNA from Pleurotus ostreatus (oyster mushroom), 465 nucleotides. RefSeq lists its product as uncharacterized. The record is from RefSeq and is a predicted model, not a curated record. NCBI's taxonomy places the organism in Eukaryota, Fungi, Basidiomycota, Agaricomycetes, Agaricales, Pleurotaceae. The coding region runs from base 1 to 465 and encodes 154 amino acids. The transcript has 3 exons.